Messenger RNA from Nematostella vectensis (starlet sea anemone), 3100 nucleotides. Its product is annotated as 2-Hydroxyacid oxidase 1. Gene Ontology annotation, molecular function: FMN binding; oxidoreductase activity. The record is from RefSeq and is a predicted model, not a curated record. NCBI's taxonomy places the organism in Eukaryota, Metazoa, Cnidaria, Anthozoa, Actiniaria, Edwardsiidae. The coding region runs from base 188 to 1255 and encodes 355 amino acids. The transcript is spliced from 6 exons.
CAGAGGUGCGUUUUUUUAGGUCGUUAUCAUAUUCACUGGACGGAUUUCUAUAAUUGACGUAUCACCUCUUAGUGUCACGCACGCAUUCACCUCAAGCUUGUGAGGACUAGUAUACAGAGGGCAGAUGGCAGUAUUGUUAUAAGUCUACUACCGUGGCUACAGGGUCCCGCUACAAAGGUUUUGCGACAUGUCAGACGAGCCCGUGUGUCUGGAUGAUAUCGAGGCUCUCGCUGGGAAGAACCUGAACGAAAGGUCUUACGCGUAUUUCGUCAGUGGUGCCGGCGAGGAGGACACUUUAAAAGAGAAUAGACAGGCGUUUAAAAGAAUAAAGCUACGGCCGCGUAUGCUCCGCGGUAUCUCACAUGUAGACCUGCGCACGAGUGUGCUUGGUCAUCCAAUCAGCAUGCCCGUAUGUAUUGCACCAGUUGCUGUUCAGAAAUGUGCUCACCCGGAUGGAGAGAUUGCCACGGUCCGAGCUGCGGCAGGUCAAGACAUCGCCAUGGUGCUUAGUAUGUAUGGCACAUCUACAUUUGAGGAGGUAACCGCGGCAUCACCGCAGGCGCUCAAGUGGUUCUUGAUUUACAUAUUGCGAGACAGACAUCUUUUCACCUCUCUCGUGAGGCGCGCUGAGAAUGCCGGGUACCAAGCUCUGGUACUCAACGUGGACUCCCCCGUGGUGUCUGGGUUAGUGAACCGGAGAUGCCUAAAAGCUGGCCGUGUGAUUGGGCAGCCUGGAGACCCGUCAUUGGCUCUUCUAGAAGAUAACGAUGAUAACGAGAUAGUUGAACACGUGAUCAGCUGGGAGAGCGUUGAUUGGGUAAAGUCUGUGACCAGACUGCCGGUUGUGCUGAAGGGGAUUCUGACUCCUGAGGACGCGAGGCUUGCGGUGGAGCACGGGAUUGACGGGAUCAUGGUGUCCAAUCACGGAGGACGCCAGCUAGACGGUGUCCUGGCUUCGAUUGAGGCUUUGCCUGCGAUAUCGGAGGCCGUGCAGGGGAAACUGGAGAUUUUUAUGGACGGAGGAGUGAGACUGGGUACGGAUGUCUUCAAGGCAUUAGCGCUUGGCGCCCGCGCCGUGUUCAUUGGCCGUCCGGUGAUAUGGGGACUUGGCUACAAGGGUGAGGCGGGUGUGCGUAAGGUCCUUGGUCUCUUGCGGGAAGAGCUACGACUCGCAAUGAUACUCUCGGGCUGCGGGUCCUUGGCAGACAUCACCCGCUCACACGUCAUCACCGGUAGAGCUUCAUCGCAACUAUGAAGACAUCUUGACUAUUGACGUUACGUCAUUACAACUAUGAUGGCAUCAUUGGCAUCGCGACCGUCAUUCAUAUCAUUGACGUCACUUCAUCGGUAAUAUGAUGUCAUUGGUUUUUUUGUCACGUCAUCACGACUAUGACGUUAUCAUUGGUGUCAAGUCGAGGCUCUUAGCUCAUCAUUAAAAUUCAGUAGUUGCAGGUAUGUGAGCAUUUUUGUGUUUCCUAGACAUGACGUCUAUGACGUCAGCGAAUGGCACGUCACCGUGACUUUGACGUCAUGAUAAAAAGCAGGGAACGUAGUGAAGACUAAAAUAGUGUCGUCAUCAAUGUCACAGUGUCAACUUUCACGCCCUAUACAGUCGUUUGACAAAAGGUUGUCAUCAACCGGCUUUGCGACUUACGCGACAAGCCCGCAUGUAAGCAUGGGUAAAAACCACUGAAGCGCUUAGCUGCAUAUAUUAGCCACGCAUAACUUCAGACUUAGACGUGGUAGCGGUGGCUAAUAAAUGCAGCUAGGCGCUACAGUACUUUUUACCCAUGCUUACAUGCGGGCUUGUCAAGUAGUCGCAAAAUCGGUUGACGACAACCUUUUGUCAAACGACUGUAAAUAAAGAUCCAAUAUCAUACAAUUCUGGUAAUUUCACCGAUUGCUUAAGGAAGAAGGGGCGGUGGUAUAAAAUUCCAUUCACCCAAUCCAGUUUAUGGAUGUAUAAUUUAGUCACAAUUAACUCGGAUAUGUCAAUCACAGUUUAAUGCAGCUUUUUAUGAAUCUAUAAAGCCAUAUCCAAUCACUAAAAUCUAUAUUUCUAACAUCAACUUUACACAAAUAAGCUAACCAAAGCGCUACCAAUCAGCAAUCACGGACUAUAUUGACACAUUAAGGGCUUGGUUCGUCACGUGACAACACGCGGGACACCUAAUUAUUCAAUUUAUCAUGAUGCAAUCAUACAACCCAUUUUCUUUCUUUUUGUUUUUGUAAAAAUGCUUUUAAGUAAUCAUUUAGUUGUUCAGAAAGGCGACGGUCAUACAAAUCGCAAAUAUUUCAAAUAAUAAUAAUAAUAAUAGUAAUAAUAAUAACAAUAUAUAGAAUAAAAAAAAUGGUGUUCGCUUGGAAUUGAUAAAUAGAAAAGCGCUUUAUAUGACCCGGACAUAACCACACGAGAGCCUAUUAUACAUGUCUUCCUAUCUGUAACGAAUUAUACCCAAGCAUUGGAAAUAGAGAAUUAGUUAAAUAUUUUUUUACAAGGAUUUUUGUUUUGUUUUGCUUGAUAAUGCGGAGGAUAGCGAUUCUCUCAUGCGAGUAAGGAAAACAUUUUGAAGUAUAUACCAGAUCCAUAUUUUGCUUCAAAAGAAAAACCACUAGAAAUGGUUGGCGUAAAUAGGUGGGAUGAAACAAUUUACGUUAACAGUGCUAAAAAAAAAACGUGUAAGCAUACUAAUCGUUAUGUUAUAUGGCAGUUUGCAGUUUAAAUGCCGUCAUUUUUUAAACAAUAAGGCUGGUUCGCUCUCAAGAGACUGGAACCAGUCUUGCUUUUUUUUUUCAGCGCUGUAAUUUCCAACUGCUUCAAGACUGGGGUGACUUUUCAUCAUCCGUAAAAAAAUGGUGGUUUUACUCCCUACCCCCUACCCCCACCACCACCACCACCACAGGUCGCCCUGACAUUGACUCCAAAAGUAUGUCUCGUUAUAAAAUGGGCUAUACUAUGCUUUGCCUAUAAACCUGGUUCAGGAUGACCAACCGAUUUGGCCAAUCAUCAAGCUUCUGGAUUUCUCCAAGGGCAGGAUCAGUUUAGUACGUUGGCUUUAGUAUCUUGACGAUGGGUAAACACCAUUUUUACUGUUAAAAA